CCCCAGCAAGGCAGCAACUGUACCUGUUAAGCAGGAUUUUCUGAUUUUCUUCUUUUAGCUAGUUCUUACAAUCCUGCAAGUAUCUCGCAUCAAAUUCUUCAUCCGCUGUUCAACACUUUUUCUACCAGAUUAAUAAUAUCGACAAAUUAGACUUAGGUUUAAUAUUCGUCAUCAAAGCUUUCUCAGGAUCUGAUCUGAAAUUUGAUCCGUCCAUUUUCAUGAUCUGGAUCUGAAAGCUCAAUCAACGACCGUGACCUAUCAUUUGUGUUUUUCAUCUACCGCGUUUGAUUAUUCAUGUUCUAAAAGGUUUAUAUAAAUCUUAAUUCAUCGAAAUUUGGUUACGGUUAGUUGAAUUUGGGAGGAUCAAUGGAGUGGGCGACGCUACAGCAUUUAGAUCUCCGGCAUGUUGGUCGGAGUUCGAAGCCAUUACAGCCUCACGCCGCCGCAUUUCAUCCAACUCAGGCACUUCUCGCCGUCGCCGUCGGAAGCCAAAUCAUAGAAUUCGAUGCGUAUACUGGAAGCAAGAUAGCUUCAAUAGACAUUGGUUCUCCUGUUGUUCGCAUGGCUUAUAGCCCAACAAGUGGACAUUGUGUAAUUGCUAUUCUUGAGGAUUGUACAAUGCGUUCGUGUGAUUUUGAUGCAGAGCAAACGUGUGUUUUACAUUCACCUGAGAAGAGGACAGAACGCAUUUCUUCUGAUACUGAAGUUCAUCUUGCACUGACUCCUCUUCAACCUGUUGUAUUUUUUGGUUUCCAUCGUAGGAUGAGUGUAACAGUUGUUGGAACUGUGGAAGGUGGGAAGGCGCCAACAAAAAUAAAAACUGACUUGAAGAAACCUAUCGUCAAUCUUGCUUGCCAUCCUCGACUCCCUGUUCUGUAUGUAGCUUACGCGGAAGGCUUGAUUCGAGCUUAUAACAUCCACACAUAUGCUGUACAUUACACUUUACAAUUGGAUAAUACAAUCAAGCUGGUUGGUGCCGGUGCAUUUGCAUUUCAUCCAACAUUGGAAUGGCUUUUUAUUGGAGAUAGACGUGGUACUCUUCUUGCAUGGGAUGUAUCAACUGAAAGGCCUAUGAUGAUUGGGAUUACACAAGUGGGUUCUCAACCUAUCACAUCAGUUUCUUGGCUGCCAAUGUUGCGGUUGCUGGUCACUUUGUCCAAGGAUGGAAAUAUUCAAGUAUGGAAAACAAGGGUGGUACUGAAUCCCAACAAGCCACCCAUGCAAGCAAACUUUUUCGAGCCUGCUGGUACACUCAAUUCUUUGAAUCCCCUGAAGCUUUCAUGAGAUCACCUGGGUUUAGUUGUUUGACAUGAAUGAG
Nicotiana tabacum (common tobacco) is the source of this 1318-nucleotide messenger RNA. Lineage: Eukaryota; Viridiplantae; Streptophyta; Magnoliopsida; Solanales; Solanaceae. The record is from RefSeq and is a predicted model, not a curated record.